GAUUCCGGAACCGGAACCUUGGCGCCGCUCUGCCCGCGCUCCCUCGAUGGUGGCGCCCUCCUUCCGGGCCGCGGAGCAUUGUGGGGCGGCAAGAUGGCGGCGCUCAGCGGUGUCCGGGCGGUUGCCAGGGUGAGUGAAGGGGAGCGGACGGGGCGGGGGGGGGGGGCGCCGAGGGCGACGGCGGCCCCGCGGGGAGGCGCCCUUUGGCAGGAGGGGCUGAGCCCCCCGCCCCCUGGAAUUGCCCCCCUGCUCCUCCUCUGUCAGCCUCAGCCCCCCCGCCCCCCCCGCAGGGCGAGGGGCGACCCUGUGGGCCCCCCUGGCGGGGCUGCUCGCUGCCUCGGGGGCAUUUCCACCCCCCCUUCGGCCUCUCUCCUCCCCCGACUCCCUGGGGCCAAUUAAUUGAAACACACAAUUAAUGGAACAAUCUAUGUAGUUAUUAUUGUACAAAACUCACAUACAGCGGUACCUCGGGUUACAGACGCUUCAGGUUACAGACUCUGCUAACCCAGAAAUCGUGCUUCAGGUUAAGAACUUUGCUUCAGGAUGAGAACAGAAAUCGUGCUCCGUCAGCGUGGCAGCAGCAGGAGGCCCCGUUAGCUAAAGUGGUGCUUCAGGUUAAGAACAGUUUCAGGUUAAGUACAGACCUCCAGAACGAAUUAAGUGCAGUGGUACCUCGGGAUCCGUUCCGCGGCGCUGUUCGCAUCCUGAACACAACGUAAGCCACGACAGCGCACCUGCGCAGGUCAUGUUUUGCCACUUCCACGCAUGCACGGGACGUCAUUUUGAGCGCAUGCGCGAGCAGCAAAACCCGGAAGUAACGCACUCCAUUACUUCGGGGUUGCCACGGAGCGCAACUCGAACGCGCUCAACCCGAAGCACAUUCAACCCGAUAUAUGAUUGUACUUAACCCAAGGUACCACUGUAUACGUACGUACAUUAGUCACGGAUACGAUCUGCGCUAUUCUUAAGCAGCAUUUGAAAACAGUUUGUUAUGGAGUCUAACUAGUUUUGAACAACAACAAAAAUCCUUCCAGUAGCACCUUACAGACCAACUAAGUUAGUUAUCAGUAUGAGCUUUCGUGUGCAUGUGCAUUUCUUCACAUACCCAGGUAUUCUGCAGAUACCUGUGUAUCUGAAGAAGUGUGCAUGCACACGAAAGCUCAUACCGAUAACAAACUUAGUUGGUCUCUAAGGUGCUACUGGAAGGAAUCCGCCCCCCCCAACUAUGGCAGACCAACACGGCUACCUACCUGUAACUAGUUUUGAAUGGUUCCUGUUCAUUUUCGGAUCCCUCCAUAGUCGUACAGUCUACAGCAUGGAGGUGACUUUUGCAUAUAGCCCACAAAUUCUCUUUUUUAUUUUUUUUUAUUAAUUUUAAUUUUAUUUACAACAUAAAUCCAUCACAACUCAAAUAGCCCACAAAUUCUCAAUGGGAUUGACAUCCAGGGAAUUCCCUGGCCAAUCAAGUACCUGUAUUUGCUGCUUUGUCCCGAAUUUCUUCCCCACUUUCAGUGUGUGACAGCGGACUGGGUCCUGCUGCAAUAUCCCAGUACCAUCAGGAUACCUCUUUUCCAGCUCUGGAAUAACUCUCUUUCGUAGAACCUCAAUAUAUUGUGGCGAGCGCAUCAUUCCUUCUAUUGGCUGCAGGCUUCCGACACCAUAAUGAAUUUUCAUGUUUGUUUUGAGUACAGUGGUACCUCUGGAUGCAAACGGGAUCUAUUCCGGAGCCCCGUUCGCAACCUGAAGCAAACGCAACCUGCAUCUGUGCGGUUCGUGGUAUGCUGCGCCUGUGCAUGCAUGUGACGUCAUUUUGAAUGUCUGCGCAUGCGUGAGCGGCGAAACCCGGAAGUAACGCGUUCCAUUACUUCUGGGUCGCCACGGAGCACAACCUGAAAAUGCCCAACCUGAAGCAACUUUAACCCGAGGUAUGACUGUACGGGAUUACGAGUAAGAUAGAAAACAUGCUUAGUUUCAGUUAAUUUGCACAAGGGUGUACAAUGCCCACCACAACAGCCCUGCCAGAUAGGGUCAGGCUGAGAGGUGGCGAUGGGCCCCCAAGGUCACACCCAGUGGGCUUUGUGGACAUGCAGGGGCAGGAUUUGAACCCUGGUCUCCCCAGGUGCUGGAAGCCAUUCAAUGCCCACAACUGCCCUGCCAGGGAGGGCCAGGCUGAGAGGCAGCGACAAGCCCCCAAUGUCACCCCUUGGCUUAAUGGCCAAGGGAUUUGAACCCUGGUCUCCCCCAGGUCCUAGUCUGACAUGGGUCCCCGGCUGUUGUUGGACUACAAGAAGAAGAAGAAGAGUUUGGAUUUGAUAUCCCGCCUUUCACUCCCUUUAAGGAGUUUCAAAGCGGCUAACAUUCUCCUUUCCCUUCCUCCCCCACAACAAACACUCUGUGAGGUGAGUGGGGCUGAGAGACUUCAGAGAAGUGUGACUGGCCCAAGGUCACCCAGCAGCUGCAGGUGGAGGAGCGGAGACGCGAACCCGGUUCCCCAGAUUACGAGACUACCGCUCUCAACCACUACACCACACUGGCUCUCAACUCCCAUCAUCCCUCCCCACUGGUCCUGCAACCGCUGGAUGAUGGGAGUUGUAGUCCAACAGCAGCCAGGGCCCCCAAGAGAGACCCCCGCCUCAAGGAGUUUGCCUUCCGAGUCUUCCUGGGCAGGGAGCCCCAGGGAUGGCUGGCACAUGAGGAGGUGCCUGGGCCCCAGCGCUGCGUACCCCCAAAUAACUUGUGAAAACGGCAGCCUUUCAGGAAGAAGCUUGUCUCUAGAAUUAUUUAUUUCAUAAAAUGUAUACGUGGCUUCAUUGUAAGAAAAACACCUCAAAGAUGUUUGUGAAAAGAUGAAACAAGAAAAUCAUCAUCAAGAAAAAAUUACAGUAGCUUAAAACGCACAAGACGUUAAAAUACUGAGAUGUGUUAAAAUUCGCAUCCACUUUCUAAGCAUCUGAGUAGCCUUGUCUAAACAAGAAUGUUUUUAGCAGUGAAGGUGUCUGCUUGGUGUCAACAGGCAGGGAGUUCCGAAGUGCAGGUGCUGCCACACUAGAUGAAUAAGUUCCACAAGUGCAGAACGGGUAUUAUGUGACUCUUGCAGUAGUGCUAAUUCCAGCGACUGAAGCAGUUGCGGGAAGGUGAUCUUCUAGGUCAGCUAGUUCCCAGUUCUUAAGAGCUUUAAAUACUAACAAUAACACCUUGAACUUGGCCCAGUUGCAAAUCUGCAAUCAGUGCAAAUCUAAAAUAAGGCUUCCUGCCAGGAAUUGAAAGAUAGUUAACAUAAUGACUGGGGCUGGUGGGAGUUGGGGGGUCCAGCAACAUCUGGAGGGCCAAAGGUUCCCCAUUCUGACCUGUGGAAUUCACUGUCACAAGAUUAUUUUUAUUAUAUUUUUAUUAUAUUUUCAACAAAAAAAAGCAAACAACAAACACAGCAACAACCACAAACAAAGAAACUUAUACACAACAACAAUAUCAAAUCCAUAAAAUGGGAUUCUCUGAAUCCCAUGAUUCCCCCCUUCCUUAAAUUCCCAUUUCAACUGCAUGAGAUCCAAGUGUGGUAUAGUGGUUAAGAGCGGUAGACUCGUAAUCUGGUGAUCCGGGUUCAGUUCUCCGCUCCUCCACAUGCAGCUGCUGGGUGACCUUGCGCCAAGGUCUCUGAAGUCUCUCAGCCCCACUCACCUCACAGAGUGUUUUUUGUGGGGGAGGAAGGGAAAGGAGAAUGUGAGCCGCUUUGAGACUCCUUCGGGUAGUGAUAAAGCGGGGUAUCAAAUCCAAACUAUACUCCAAAUUAUUUUUUCUACCUCAAAUUUCCUGUAUUAAUUCUAAAAUUACAAGUGUUCUUAAAAUCCUGUCAGUGUAUUAACCUGUUUACAAUACUUUUGCAAAUACAGUCAUACCUCGGGUUACAGACGUUCCAGGUUGCGCGAUUUCGGGUUGCGCACCGCACCGAACCCAGAAGUACUGAAAAGGUUACUUCCGGGUUUUGGUUCUUGCGCAUGUGCAGAAGCGCUAAAUCGCGCUUUGCACAGAAGUGCCAAAUCGCAACCCUUGCGUGUGCAGACGCAGCGCUGUGGGUUGUGAACGCUGAGGGUUGCGAAUGUGCUUCCCGCACAGAUCACGUUCGCAACCUGAGCGUCCACUGUACAUAAUAAACAUUUCCCAUUCUUUUAAAAAUUUCUUACCAUCUUGAUUUCUUUUCCUUUUUUUAUUAAAGAUUUUCUUGAUUUACAAAUCAUCUUGAUUUCUGAGCUUUCCAGUUAGUUUUGUCAUUUCAGCAUAGUCCACUAACUCACUGUCACAAGAUGUACUGGUGGCCACUGGCUUGGAUGGUUUCGAAUGUGCUUGUUGUUGUUGUUUAGUCGUGUCCGACUCUUCGUGACCCCAUGGACCAGAGCACGCCAGGCAUCUGUUUAAUUCAAUGUUAUUUCUGCCUUAGUAAAGCCUAAGGAGUAAAGCUAGAGGUUGAGCCUUGCUUAUAUGGGAUCAGCUCCUUAUAUCAGAAGCUAGAGCCUGUUUAAAGCCCUAAACGGCCUCGGCCCAGUAUACCUGAAGGAGCGUCUCUACUCCCAUUGUUCAGCCUGGACACUGAGGUCCAGCUCCGAGGGCCUUCUGGUGGUCCCUCCCUGCGAGAAGUGAGGUUACAGGGAACCAGGCAGAGGGCCUUCUCGGUGGUGUCAAGGAAAUAAACAACUAUCUGACUUUUAGAAGACAUCUGAAGGCAGCCCUGUUUAGGGAAGUUUUUAAUGACUGAUGUUUUAGUGUAUUUUUAAUCUUUUGUUGGAAGCUUCCGAGAGUGGCUGGGGAAACCCAGCCAGAUGGGCAGGGAAGAAAUUAAUAAUAAUAAUAAUAAUAAUUCCUUUUCAAUUGCAGAGUCUUCUGCUGUCGCAGAGCUGUGGGGCAUGGAGGAGCCUCAGCACCUCAGCUGCAGUUCUGCAGAAGCCAGCCAAGGUAAGGCCCCUUCUCUCUCUUGGAGAUGCUCUCCCUUCUUCCAGCUCCAGGCUUCCUCUGUUUAUUGAUGGCAUUUCUAUGUCACAGUUGUAACCAACAUCUGAAGCAGUGUACUAAAUGUUAAGAGAGCUGUAAUUCAUCUGCAAAAGGAGGCUAAAAAUACUGGCAUACCUUACAGGGUUGUUGUAAGGGCCACCAAUGUAUGUGCAGUGCUUUUUUCCUAAAGUUCUUUUUUAAAAUUCAGACGGGGGACUGGGAGCGGCCGCUGGGACCACAUAACACUGGUCCUGAGAGAUCUGUAUUGGCUGCCAGUAUGUUUCCGAGCACAAUUCAAAGUGUUGGUGCUGACCUUUCAAGCCCUAAAUGGCCUUUCAAGCCCAGUAUACCUGAAGGAGCGUCUCCACCUCCAUCAUUCUGCCUGGACACUGAGGUCCAGCUCCAAGGGCAUUCCGGCAGUUCCCUCAUUGCAAGAAGUGAGGUUACAGGGAACCAGACAGAGGGCCUUCUCGGUAGUGGCACCCACCCUGUGGAACGUCCUCCCAUCAUGUGGUGGUCAGGUUGGAUUGCUAUGAUCCCACGUGACCACCACACAUGAGAUGUCAAGGAAAUAAGCAACUAUCCUAUUUUUAAAAGGCAUCUGAAGGCAGCCCUGUUUAGGGAAGUUUUUAAUGUUUAAUGCUGUAUUGUUUUUAAUACUCGAUUGGGAGCUGCCCAGAGUGGCUGGGGAAACUCAGCCAGAUGGGCGGGGUAUAAAUAAAUUAUUAUUAUUAUUAUUAUUAUUAUUAUUAUUAUUAUUAUAUUACAUUGUGGGGGGCUGGACCAGAUGACCCUUGGUGUGACAGUUCUAUGACUAAGUUUUCAUUAAAAAGAGAUAAAUCAGUUCAGCUCCUGCCAGGGUGCUCAUUUAGCUGUAUAUCUGAUUUGCAUAAUAUCCCCCAGUUUAGAUGGUUGGUUUUUUUUAACCUCUUCUAAAGGAUGGGGAGUAAAAAUCAGAUCUGCUCCUCUUGCUAUGAGGAUCAGGAUGGGUGUGACUCUGUGCUCUCUUCUAGGCGGAGAGCUUCAGCUCGGAGGGGGUGUUCCCCGUCACCAUGAUCCCAGGGGAUGGGGUGGGCCCUGAGCUCAUGCACUCCGUCAAGGAAGUCUUCAAGGUAAGAGCGCUUGCUUCGCUUGGCGAUUUCUCAAGAGCUUGGCUUUGGGGAUAUCCUGCGUGGGCUGGGAGGAGGCAAAGGGCUGGCUGGCUGAGACGCUCCAGUCUCUUGCGCUGCAUGAAGCCGUGGCGCCUGUGCUGUCAAGCCCCAAGGUCUGGUCCUCAGGUCAAGACAGUGGGGCUCAGAUCAGAAUCCCAAGCCCAGCUGCAUCCCAGGGUUGCUGGGGAAAAUCUCUCCUGGCCUGGCUCAUCCUUGGGGGUGCCUGUGACAGCCAGUAUGGGUGUUGCACAGUGCCCCCGCACCUCGACAGGAUUCCCUUUCCGCAUGUGACAUUCCUUGCAAGAGGCGGAGAGGGGUGCACUGCUUUCUUCUGCAUGGGACGACCACGUGGAAGUCAGAGAUCUCCAGGGGCAGAAGGGGCCCACCCUGGCCAUGUGACCCAGCAGGAGGACACCCCACUUUCUCCCCUCCUGUGUGUUUCUGCAGGCGGCUGGUGUCCCUGUGCAGUUUGAUGAGCACCACCUGAGUGAGGUGCAGAACAUGGCUUCAGAGGAGAUCCUGGAUCAAGUCCUUGGCUCCAUGGACAAGAGCAAAGUGGCCCUCAUUGGUACGGCGUGAGGGGAAGUUGGUGGGCAAGGCUUCCUUCAUACGCCUUAGAGGCCCAUGGCGUGCAUCUGGGCCAGGCAUAGGCAAACUCAGCCUUCCAGGUGUUUGGGACUACAAUUCCCAUCAUCCCAGACCACUGGUCCUGUUAGCUAGGGAUGAUGGGAAUUGUAGUCCCAAACAUCUGGAGGGCCGGAGUUUGCCUAUGCCUGAUCUGGGCCAUGGGGAAGUGGCUUACAUCUUGCAAGGAAACGGCUUUCUCUGGGCUGCCAAUAACACCUUCACGGGGGCUCCCAUCCCCUUAUCACCCUGUGGCUCUCCUCUGCAGAGAGCUGGGGUCUUUUCUCACUGUCUCUCGCCAUUGCAGGAAAGAUCCACACCCCCAUGGAAUACAAAGGGGAACUGGCCUCCUACGACAUGAGGCUCAGGUAAGUUUCGGCAGCCUUGCACCGGGUAGACUAGAUAAACUUCAAAUGCUGCCACCAUCCAGCUAAAGGCAUCCAAUUUGCUGUCGUCUGAAAGGAUGGAAAGGUUGUGUUUCCCUAUAUGCUGCUUUUCCACAAUGAGCUGUACCCAAAGCAGCAAACAUCCAAAAUAUCAAAAUGAGAAGCAUGUCAGUAUAUUAAAAAAUGACAAAAAUCAACAAUUUAGCAAACAGAAUAAUACUACACACUGCAAAAAAACAACAACCCACCAAUCCGUCUAGCCUUAAAUACCUAAAUACAAAGCGAAAUGAGAGUUAAUUACCAGUGAAGUUUCUGGUACCAAUCUUGCUGCACUCCAAGGAGCGUGGCUUAAAUGCGUUUCAGAGGGGCGAGGUAGAUCACGUACGGGGCAGACAGGCGAGGGGAAAGCCAUGGCUCAGGUGCCUUUGCCUUAUUCAAGGCAGCCCUGGAUAGGGAAGGUUUUAAUGUGUGAUGGUUUUAGAUUUUGUUGGUAGUCGCCCAGAGUGGCUGGGGCAACGCCGUCAGAUGGGCGGCAUAUUUUUAUUAUUAUUUUUAUUAUUUUUAUUUAUUAUUAUCAUCCUCAUCAUCCUCAUCAUUAUAAUUAUUUAUUGCUGGGCCAGCCCAUCACGGUGACUGAACAGACAGAACUGAAUGAGCAGCCAUGGGGGCAGAUUGAGUUGGAGGAUGGGGGGCCGGCUGGUGUUGAGACAGCACUUUAAAAUGGUGGUAGGUUGUCUCCGUAACUCUGGCUUCCCUCUUCCAGGCGCAAGCUGGACCUCUUUGCCAACGUGGUCCGUGUGAACAGCCUGCCCGGCUACAAAACGAGGCACAACAACCUGGACCUGGUGAUCAUCCGUGAGCAGACGGAGGGCGAGUACAGCUCCCUGGAGCACGAGGUGAGUGCUGCCAAUACAGUAAUGAAAAUAAAUAUAUAAUUUACAUGCCACCUAUCUUGCUGGGUGACCCCAAGCACUCUGGGCAGCUCCUGACAAAAGAGAGUCAAAACACUAUACAGCAUCACUUCCCUGAACAGGGCUGCCUUCAGGUGUCUUUUGAAAAGCACAUAGCUCAUAGACCACAUGACGCCGGUCUUGAAAGGUCUACAUUGGCUCCCAGGACAUUUCCAAGCACAAGUCAAAGUGUUGGUGCUGACCUUGAAAGCCCUAAAUGGCCUCGGUCCAGUAUACCUGAAGGAGCGUCUCCACCCCCAUCGUUCUGCCUGGACUCUGAGGUCCAGCUCUGAAGGCCUUCUGGCGGUUCCCUCACUGCGAGAAGUGAAACUACAGGGAACCAGGCAGAGGGCCUUCUUGGUAGUGGCACCUGUCCUGUGGAACGCCCUCCCACCAGAUGUCAAAGAGAAAAGCAACUACCAGACUUUUAGAAGACAUCUGAAGGCAGCCCUGUUUAGGAAAGCUUUUAAUGUUUAACAGACCACUGUAUUUUAGUACGUUGUUGUAAGCCACCCAGAGUGGCUGGGUAUAAAUAAUAAAUUAUUAUCAUAAAUUAUUGUAUCUGUUUGGCAUCUGCUGGGAGGGCUUCUGUUCCUGGCUGUGCUGAUCCUGCAGUUUGCCUAAAGUUACGCAAUUGAGCGAGAUGCAGGGAGUGUGAGAGCCGCUGUGUGAAUGGGAAGGACAUUUCUAACGUAACGUUUGAUGAUGGGGUCGGGGGGCGAAAGGCUGUGUACACUGACAGCCCCCACAGUAAAAUGGGAAGGAGACAAAGCUUGUGUGAACCUUUGGGGUGGGGGUCGGAAGGGGAGCUUGCAAAGUAGUUUUCUAGUGGGAUAGGAGCCAGUCUGCUUAACUGUCCACCCCUCUGGUGUGGGGCUUCUCCCCUUGGCUCUGGAGAAGGCAGACUCUGCUUGCUUCAGAUUCAUUCAUUCAUGCUAAGCAGGUUCAUUUAGCUCUAAGGGCAACUUGCCUAAGAACGUUGAUGUACAAGACAACCUCUGCUUGCAGGCUUACAUUCUAAAAAACACAGCACAAAAGGAAAUGGGUUGGGAUGAGAUGAGUAAAACAAGCAAACCCGGGCACCAGUUCUUAAAGUUAUAAAGUUUGAAAGGAAACAGUUCUUGGGCAGGAGGGGGCGGAUGAGGAGGAAGAGCCAGGUGGAGGCAGUCUCUGAGCAGAGCCCAGGAGGCCUGAUGCGUGAAAGGGGCGGGGGCCCUGGUGGGGGCAAAGCCUUCCUUCAUGUGGUUUGUGCUGCUUGUGCCCCCUCUGUGCUCAGAGUGCCAAGGGUGUCAUCGAGUGCAUGAAGAUCAUCACUCGGGCCAAGUCGCAGCGCAUUGCCAAGUUUGCCUUUGACUUUGCCACCAAGAAAGGGCGCUCCAAGGUCACGGCCGUCCACAAAGCCAACAUCAUGUGAGUGGGGAGCAGCGGGAGGGCGGAGGCCGGCUGGCUGGGGGCUCCUUUUCCUGUUGCUGACCCCCAGUCCCCAUCUCAACACCCAGGGGGUUCCCAAGUGUUUGUGCUGCCACAUAAGGGGUCAAGUUCUUACAGAUGCUGAACGGCUGUUCUGUGGCCUUUGGUGACAGUUCCAUGGAACGAAGUGGCCGACCUGUUGAGAUGGAUGGCCUAACUUGGACAUGCUCCUUACUUUCAUCAUCAUCAUCAUUUUUAAUUUGUAUAUCGCCUUUCUAUCUUACAAUACUCAAGGCGGUUUACAAGUUGAAGAAACAACAAAUGUACAUCUUAUAACAAUCUAACGCAAUACAAAAAUGUGAUAAUAAAACAGAACUUUAAAAUAGGCAGCCUACAUCAAAAAAGUAACAUUCCACAAUCAAUUAGAAUAGUAUAAAAUAAUAAUAUCAACAUAUAAAAGUUAAACAGAAAUCCACCCAACAGUUACAAUAAUAUCUAAACUAUAAUCAGUAAAACAGCGGCAUAUAAAACAAUACAAUACAAAUUGAGAAGCAGAGGGUGGGGCAAGGCAGGUGGAAGGAGGCCUUCCCCAGUGGAGUCUCUCCCCUCACAGUUCUUCCUCCAGGAGCAGCUCCCUUAUGUGGACUCCUAGGGCCGGAGGGUGGGGCAAGGCAGUGGGUCAGCCUUAGUUGAAUACCGCCCCAAGUCUGUCUCCUGUUUCCCCCUUACCCACUUACCUUGGGGCAGCGUCCAGAAUUUCAGACUGCCUUCUCUCUCUCUCAGGAAACUGGGCGAUGGGCUUUUCCUGCGCUGCUGUAAAGAGGUGUCCGAGUUGUAUCCCAAGAUUAAAUUUGACACCAUGAUCAUAGACAACUGCUGCAUGCAGGUAGGCCAGGCCCCUCCGCCCCUCCCUCCCCGCUGCCUCCUUCAGCAGAUACCUUCCCUUGGGGACCCUUGCCCCUCUGCCCAGGCUUGUGGGUUGCCAGAGGAGUCCCCCAGCGUUGGCGGUGUGUCCCUGCAAGUCUCGGUUGCUGGGCGGCCUCACCCCCUCCUGGCAUGUGGCCUGCAGAGGAGCUUGGGCACAAAACCGUGAGCUGCCCAUGAGACUGGCAUGACGGGAGGGUGCUUCCUGCCGCGAUUCCACGUGCGAUGGUGUGCCGUGUCUUCCUUCCAGCUGGUGCAAAACCCUUACCAGUUCGACGUCUUGGUCAUGCCCAACUUGUACGGCAACAUCAUCGACAACCUGGCGGCCGGCCUGGUGGGUGGGGCCGGCGUGGUUCCUGGAGAGAGCUACAGUGCUGAAUACGCCGUCUUUGAGAUGGUGAGGAACUGAUCGGGGCUGGGUUCGCCCUCCCUCCGUCCCGGGGGCUUCAGGGGAAGCUGGGCGGCACGACGUGUCUGAGAGCGUUUUCCCCUUUCUCUCCUUCCUUCCAGGGCGCCCGUCACCCCUUUGCUCAGGCUGUGGGGAGAAACAUCGCCAACCCCACAGCCAUGCUGCUCUCCUCGGCCAACAUGUUGAGGCAUCUCAAGUGAGUUCCCUGGGCUGAGUGGCAAGAGGGCGGGGAGCCUUCCAGCAGAAUAAUAAUACCACCUUCAUUGUCAUUGUACAACCUGUGUACAAUGAAAUUAAAUGAGCCUCCCUUCCCCCCCCAACACUCAGUCUCGCUGCACUCUGUGUGCUUUUCGAACAACACACCACCUCACAAAUCAAUUUCACUGUGUUAUUUUCCGUUCAACAGCCUAACAGCCCCCAGACAAAAGCUGUUUUUUAGCCUGUUGGUACGGCUGAUUAUACUUCUAUAUCUCCUGCCCAAGGGUAGAAGAUUAAAGAGGUGCAUAGCUCUCAACAUUCCCCUUUUUUAAAGGGAAAUUCCUUAUUCCGAAUAGGAUUCCCUGCAAGAAAAGGGAAAGGUUGAUAGCUAUGAAGAGGUGAUGGCCGGGGUGGCCUACCUCACAGGGUUAUUACUCCUCGUGACAGCCGCCUCUUUCCUCCUCCCCUGUCUAGCUUGGAAUACCAUUCCACCAUGAUCUCGGACGCCGUGAGGAAGGUGAUCAAAGUUGGCAAAGUGAGUAUUGAGCUGUCUGAUUUCUGUCCUUUCCUUUCUGCUGUGUGCUGAACCUGUCUCUGCUUCUCUUCUCUCCGUGUUGUGCCCAGUUCUGGCUGGCAGGUUCUGUUGGGGCAGUUGGGGGGGGGGGAGUUCAGGCCAAGGAGAGAAGGGGGGGGCAGAAUUUGCCAGGGCAGCUGACUCACUCCCCCAGGAGGAGGAGGCUAUUGGGGCUUGUUUGUACUUAGAGCUCACCCUUCAUCAAAUGGUGCCCGGGUGGAUUACAAAAAUAUCCUACUUAAAAUUAUUUUCAAAUUAUUAUUAUUAUAUUUAUUUAUACCCCUCCUUUUCCUCAGCGCAGGACUUAAGGCAGCUUACACAAAUUAAAGCAGCACAAAUAAAAUACAAAAAGCAAAAAACAUACACAGUGGUACCUGGGGUUACAUACGCUUCAGGUUACAGACUCCGCUAACCCAGAAAUAGUACCUCGGGUUAAGAACUUUGCUUCAGGAUGAGAACAGAAAUCGUGCUCCGGCGGCGUGGCAGCAGCAGGAGGCCCCAUUAGCUAAAGUGGUGCUUCAGGUUAAGAACAGUUUCAGGUUAAGAAUGGACCUCUGGAAAGAAUUAAGUACUUAACCCGAGGUACCACUGUAAAAGUUAAAAAGUGAUCAAACUAUAAUAGAAUUAAAACAGCGUAAAAUUAAAUCCUUUAAAAUACAGAUAGCAAAAACAGCACAGCACAAUUAAAAGCCCUUGCUUAAAAAACAGUUCCCAAAGGACUGUUGGAACAAAACAGGCUUCAUCUGCCAGCAGAAGGACAGCAAGGAGGGAGGCAGCCCAGCUCCCCAGAAGGCCCUCUCCUGCGUCCCCACCAAAAACUCCUAAAAUAAAACUCCAAAAAUGACCAAAGUAACAAAACAGCAUCACAGAGCGGCAGCAGGAGGGAAGUCUCCUGCUCAGCCAAAGGCCUCCUGGGUAAAUUGGCCAGUGGUGGCCAGGCAUACAUCCCUCUGAGUGGAGGUCAGUCCACCCCCCUGGGAGCCACAUCAGCCAGGCCUCCCCCGCUGAGCUCAACACCUGGGCACCCAAGUCGCUCCCACUCCUCAUUUACCAGCGCAACUGCAGCUCAGUGGACGCGGCUCUCAGAGAGACGCCAGUUUCUCCGUGUGGAACUGGGAAUAGAGAUCAGAUUCCCUUGGCAGGGAAGGGACUGUUGACUACAGUGCCUGCCCCCAACCCAUCUCAGACUUCUCCCAUGCUGGGGCCUGGCCACAAACAGGGCCGCCUCUCUCUCACGCAGAACCUGAUUGGGAAUCGUGUGUGUGUGGUUGUUCCAUCCCUGUGACUCCCCUAAGGAAGACCCCUUUGGGGUGACCUCGCCGCUUGUGGCACGGCUGGUUCUUGGUGCCAUUCACAGGACGAGACUCUUCCCAGCACAGCCUCUCUCCUCUUCGCAGCUGCAAACAGCCAGCCAUGUGUACUUGCUAGCAUCCAGCGGGAAAUGGGGCUGGGGUCCUGCGUCUUCUGCCCCCUUCUCCCAGCUGUUCCCCUUGUCCUGUCGUCUCCCCUCUUCAGAGCCUUCUGUGGACCGUCUUGUGGUCCACAGAUGUGCCGUCUUGUGGUCUGUGGCCUUGGUGGGGUGAGAGUGUCUCUGUGUCUCCCUUUGCCUCUCACUUUCUCUGGGUGCAGCUUGGGUCCGUCCCCUUCCCUGUUUUUUUUGGGGGGGUUCGUGUUUCCCCCCUCCCACAUCUCACAGCCACAUGUCUGUCUCCCUCCCCCCUCCUUCCCUGUGUUGGAUUGUAGGUGCGGACGCAGGACAUGGGCGGUUACUCGACCACCUCUGACUUCGUCAAGUCUGUGAUUGACCACUUGCACCCCCACUACGGGGCCUAGGGCUGGCCUGGCCCUCGGCUGCUCCCCGCCCGGCCCCCCCAGCACAUGGGCGCCACAGACACCUCCUCCCUCGGGGCUGCCUGUCUCAGAAGAGAUCUGGGUGUGCUCUCCCUUGCGUCUCAGAUCUGAAGCUGGCCGGUCCCUACUGGGGAGCGAAUGUUUUCUUGCCCCCCCCCUCAAAUCUCUUAACCCUGGGUAUGGGUCCCAUAGAUGAAUUGAGGACACUCCUCGGUGCUGUGAGCUUUUGGGAACUGCUCCAGGCCUGGGGUCCCCAGGCAGGCCUCCUCCUGCAGCCCCCACAAAGACUUGCCCAUAGUUUUGAAAGCAGGCACUCUUGAGAGGCUGGGGUCCUUCAGGCUGCUCUGCCCCCUCCCAUUCCCCUCUUUUUCUGGGUGGAAAUACCCCCCCCUCCCACUGAAGCCCAGGCUGGAACUGGCCUUGGUCCCUCUUUCAAGGGAAAGAGGUUUUUCCUGCCCAUAGUCCCUUUUCAGCAAAGCUGAGCUCUGCAGGCGAUGCUGUGACCUUUGUGGGGAAGGGUCCAGUCCCCCCACCCUGCUGAGGAGGGUACCUUUUGUGGCUAGACCCGUGGUUCCUGCAGUUCUGACACAGGAGGAGGAGUGCUCUGUGUGUGUGUGAGAGAGAGGGGUGGGGAGGGUAAAAAGGAGAUUUUGUUACAGCUGUGGUCACUUGCAGAAUCAUGACAGCCUGGCACCAGUCUCUGCAAAUGGACCUUUAGGCCCACGGAAAUCCAGGUCAUGGGGAUUUGUCGGAAUCUGCCUGUGGUGCGUGUGUCAGGUGGUGGUUUGACCCCCAUGGGGGUUGUCUCAUUUUGAGGCCAGCUGGCUGUGUUGGUGUGAAUGUGUGGGCAGAGAAUCCCACGUGUGCUCAGCUGUCAUCAUACUCCAUAUUAAUUGUGAAUAAAACCGUUGCGGAUUUUCUGCACCAAGUGGCUCUGCUCCCUCCUUGGGGCUGUGUGUGUCUGAUUCCUGGCAACAUCUCUGCUGUGGACCCAGAGGGAGAGCACAGGGCCUCUGGACUCCAGACCAGGCCCCUGGAGAAGUUCCAGCCGUGGGGAACCUCUGCAUGGUUAAGGGUUUGCCCAGCCCCAACUGGUCUUGCAGCCCUGGAGUGGGCAGGAGCCAGAGGCUUCACCUGGGUCUGCCUCCCUCCCUCCCUGCUCUUGGCCCCCCAACGGAGCCCCACGGAUGCUCCCCUCUCCCUUUCCGGCUCGAGCGUUUGUUCCAUGUCCGUGUGAAGCAACAGACAUCCUCUUCCCGCCCUACUAGAGCUUCCUCUCCCUGCCUCCAUAUUCAUUUGCACACUGUCCAUCCUGCGCCUUCAGCAUCAUUGCAUGACCAUACAUACCAUGACUUGCAAAGCAGUAAUCACUAAAAUAAAAAGUGAACAUCACGCUUACCAUCAGCAAUUCAUCAAGGUAGUUUAGAUUUUCCUGCAUGUUAGAACUAUACAGGUGAGAGGUUCAAAAAAGAAACAGCCAUAGUGGGGGGUGCCUGGCAGGCCUCCCUGGAGAGGGCAUUUCAGUGGCAAAAGAGGGGGUGCACCUUCUGUGAAAAGUCUCCCCCACUGCAAUGAGGCAGGUGCUGGCAGCGGUAUCAUUUAAGCUCCAAGGAUGUUGCUGGCUGGCCUGCUUGUAGGGAUGCCUGUUCAUUUAGCCUCUUCCCUGAUGGGCCAAUUGAACUUCUAAGGUGUGCUUUGUGAAGCGCCUUAGGAUUUAUGGAAGGUGACGUAGAAAUAUUUUUAAAUAAACGGGGAUUCAGGAAACUCUGUGUCAGCUUAACCCCCUCUGUUCCUGACAAAUGCUGGAAAGUGGUACUGAAGUUGCCCUUCUAAGCACCUCGGUGAGCAGGAGGGGCAGCCUGGCUUCUACAAGGAUUGGGAAGAUGCAACAGACCAGGUUUUCCUAGCAGCAUUUACCCAGUCGCUGGCCAAAAGCUCCUGAGCGAACAGCUGCUUAAGGAACAGGAAGCACAGAGGGGCAAAUGGAGAGAAGUGAAAAGUGGGGUGCCCAAAGGAUGGAGCGGGGCCUGGGGUCUUCGUUGCAAGUGAAACUCAUGGAAAACGAGGUAGCGCUGAGCUCCAAAGGGCUCUCCCAGGCAGGCAAGAGGCCACGAAAUGGCAAAUAAGUACGGUGGUACCUUGGUUCUCAAACUUAAUCUGUUCCAGAAGUCCGUUCCAAAACCAAGGCGCGCUUUCCCAUAGAAAGUAAUGCAAAAUGGAUUAAUCCGUUCCAGACUUUAAAAAACAACCCCUAAAACAGCAAUUUAACAUGAAUUUUACUAUCCAACAAGACCACUGAUCCCUAAAACAAUGUACUGCAGUCACACAAUCAAUCAGAAGCUGAACUGGGUUCCACACAGUCACAAAACAAAAGAAAAAAGCCGCAAAAACAAAAAUGCAAACUAAAUAGCAAAAACAGACCCCAGCGUAACACUCAAAACGGAUCAUGUUCGGCUUCCGAAAAAAGUUUUCAAAUGGCAACACAUACUUCCAGGUUCGCAGUGUUUGGGUUCCAGGUUGUUUGAGUCCCAAGGCCUUUGAGAACCAAGGAGCCCUUGUACAGUGUGAACAGUUCGCUGAAAGUAAGUAUAUGUGCUGUGCCUGGGGUGGGCGGCAACGGUCCUCCCUUCACAUCUGUGCUUACGGGGUCUGAGCUGGUGGGGAAGGGGUUGUAGACAGCAGGUGGGAAAUGCUGGCUCCCUGUGUGGCAGCAGUGAGAAAGGCAAAAGGAGCUGUGGGGUGGCGAAGGACCUUUGCGGUCUUUUAGCGCACCCUGCUGCCUGCACAUGGCAGGAUCCCUGACACAGUGGCUGUCAGCCCCUACUGCAACGCCUCCAGCGAAGGAGAGCCCAACGCCCCCCAAGGAAGAGGGUCUCACUUUGGUGCAGCUCCUGUCUCUUAGGAAGCUGUUCGUCCUCCUGUCCUUCAGCCAAGAUCCCCUGCUUUGUCCUUCCCAGCCACUGCUUCUCUGCAGCGACAGCAAAGGGCUCCGCUCUGGCGUCUGCAGGACCAGCCCUUCAGAUCCUUGCAGAUUGCGCUCCUGUCUUUGCUCCUCUCCCACACCCUGCCUGACCUCAACUUUUUUUUUCUUUUCCAAAAAUUUUAUUGCUUUCCAACAUUUAUCACAAAAAUAACAUAACAAAAUACACAACAAAGAAAAAAAGCACACCACACUACAAUAAACUAAACACACAAGAAAAAAAAGAUUAUCUCUUCAAAUAUCCAACUUUCAUCACAUUGAUGACUGACUUCCUUGAAUCGCCUCUAACUGAAUUUCCUUAUAUCACCUUUAUAACCGUUCUCCAAGUUCAUAUUUCUAAUAAUAUUAACUGCUUUCAUUUACUAACCUCUUCUCCUUUAUUAAUAUUGUUGUUUAGUCGUGUCCGCCUCUUCAUGACCCCCCUGGACCAGAGCACGCCAGGCAUUUCUGUCUUCCACUGCCUCCCGCAGUUUGGUCAGACUCAUGCUGGUAGCUUCGAGAACACUGUCUCGCUAUCUUGUCCUCUGUCGUCCCCUUCUCCUUGUGCCCUCCAUCUUUCCCAACACCUUUAUUAAUAUUCUAAUCCUUAAUAUUUACUACCACAUAUUCUUAUUCUACCCCUCAGCCUAUUUGUUACUUCCAAGGAUUUUCUAUUUAUCUUAUAUCCUGCUUGACCUCAACUUAAACUUCCCCCAGUACAACUAACAGUCCUGUAGAAAUUGCAGAAGAAAUCCACAGUUCCAGGCAGGGCUUUAUUGCGCCCGAGGCUUCUGCUCCAUUGCCCAUCAGUUGAGAGGAAGCCGUUUUCCCCUCGCACAAUUGAAGAUUCACCUGCACUUGCUGUUUAAGUGGUAGUUGCCAAAGGAACCUACAAGGAUUACCUGAUCUCAGACAAACCCGCCACAGAAAAGAAAAAUCCUGAUUUGGGGGGGGGGCAAAAAUGGAGACUCCAAAGACUACUCAGAAAGGACAGAAACUCUUUAGGACCUCAGGGAUUCCUACUUCGUGGUGUCCAAACAACUUUCUCAUCAUUCAUAGCUCUGACCACACAUGGGUUAAAUACGCUGUCAGGUGAGAACCAAAAGAUUAUUUCACAGACAUGCUUAAAAAGGGUCCUUGCAUGUUUUGCUCCAUGGCUUUGUAGGCAGGCUAGACUUGCACACAAACAUUGAGGGCAGCACGGCAACAGCUCCUGCACUUGACAGCAUGGUGAGAAUAAAGGUAGUUUUUCACAUAAUGCCAGAAAUGUCACCCUAUCGAAUGGAUUACUAAUAAAUUAAUGACCGGCCACAAAAAUGAUUUCCGCAACUCCAGACAGUUUAGAGAAGUCUUCUGAAGUCACUGAAAAACAACCAUAUCUUUGCUAGAGUGUUGUGGGGGGAGGGGUGGAAUACCAAAUUUUGGUAGAAAUGGAGAAUAUGCAAUAGUUUGUUAGUGCACGUCAAAAGUCACUUUGUUCCUUUAGGAAUAUAAAACGUGUUAUGUGUAACUUGGUUUGCCAUUAAAUUAUGUUUGGUAUAUUAAAAGUUCAGUUUGUGUUCAAACAAUAAUUACAAAUUUACUGUGCAUUUUGAAAUGUUUACAGUCUUUGUUACAAGAUCGUAAACUGCAAGUUGCUGAACUGUAAGGAACCUCUUUGACCAGAUCAGUUUAUGAGCAGGCAAAAGCAAUCAAAUGGGAGGACUCAGCCGCAUUAUAGUUUUAAAAAGAGGAAAUUACCAUUCAAAACUCCCACUGUUCCAGGUGCAUUUUGCGACAGGAAAUUUCAUUAGUGCAAGCCGUUUCUGAGCUCUCGGUGCAGUACUGCACCUAAGAUUUCAGAUUAAACCUGCAGAGUGGAAGGAAAAGAGGGCCUUUUUCUGCCUCCCCACUUCCAGCCACUCUGGGGAAGAGACCUUCUUUAAAAUAUUAGGGAAGGUGGGCAGGGGAAGGACUAGACCAUGUGAAGAAUGAACAUAUUUUAGCUGCAGUUGGUUCAUUUUCCUGUUAUAAAAAAGCACGCCUAGACAUGCCAUUGUUGCGCCCAUAACCUCAGUAUAAGGUGCCAUUUAGCUCCUUGCCUCCAUAUCUCAGUUUCUAACAAUGUCCACCAUUGUGAUGCAGUCACUUAUUUCCAUAAAAAGAGCUGAGCAAAGCAGGAUGGGAGAGAACCAAGGCAAAAUAAACACCAGAUGAAAUGUCACCCGUCUAUUUCUAUUUGUCUCUGUUGCUUCUGAUCAUUCAUAUUUAUCUUCAACUUCUAAAAACUGAAGUUUUUGCCUAGAUUGGAAAGCGUCUAACACCCCUUUGCACCAUAGGCCAAAAUAAUUGGGGGCGAAAGCAAGAGUUUGGAAAACAAAAAGGGAGGGUGGCUAGAUGGCUUGAAAGGCUGGCCAGGCAUCCAUGAGAAAGCCAGCAGUGGCCCCAAGAGGAAGAAGGAGACCUCCAUGCUUUGCUUUUUCCUGCAGCAGCAAGGCUGCAGAUUUGUUGCAAUUAGUGAUUAGUGGGCCCAGCUCUUGCUUUGGCUCCCUGUCGGCACAGCAUUCCAAAUAUAUAUAUAUAUAUAUUUUAAGACUAUAUACUAGUAGUAUGACAGUAUAUAAUCAUGGAUCUAUAGUAAUGAGUUCACAUCUGUGUGGCUUCAGGUCCUUUCUUAAUACCCCCCUCUGUUGCAUGAUCUUUUUAAUUUGAAACUCCAGCAGAUGGCAGUCCUGAACAAGUCAUUCCCCAUCGUCUUUUGGAAGAUUUUUGCAGUAGCUCUUUUCCUCUUUUGGUUGGGAUCCAGGGAAAACAAGCCAUUUUUUGCUAGGAUUCUAAUGUGAUAAAGCAAUUUUAUAAUCUUCAAAGUUCUUUGCAAUUAUGUAUUAUGUGCAACCCACUGUUUUGGUAGUUAGCAAUUGCAUAAUUAACAUUGGCACCUGGUACUGUUUGGCAUUUCCUUUCCCUCAGAAUUUGCUUUUUACAAUUCCACCCCACCCUGGGAUAACUGCCACCCAUACAAGUUCAUACCAUAAUACAAUUGUUCCCAGUUGGUGGCCACCCAGGAGGUUCGUGGCACCAGUCACCUAACAAAAACCACCAUGAAGAUCACAGUUUUCCAUAGUUGGGAGUCCAUGGUUUGGUGUUUUAAAAAAAGGGGUCCACAGUACUUAGCUGAUUGGAACCACUGCCAUAAUAAAUAUGGAAGUUUUAAAAUUCCUAGGCACCAACACAUAUUGUUCCCUCCAUAAAUAUAUAUUGUUCCCUUUGUUUUGGAAGCUGUGUAUUAUUAAUAUUCUUGCACAAAGGACUCUUCUGGAGGAAGAAAUGGCCUUUUUGCUAACCUCCCCAUCUCUCUUCACAGGUGCGGACACCAGACAUGGGCGGCUACUCCACAUCCCACGACUUCACACGUGCCGUUAUCACAGCUCUGAGCGAGUAGGGCUUGCUGAGAAACACAUGGGGGAGGAAUUCAGAAAUUAAUUAUGACGCUGCUUUCUGCUUCUGCCAAAUAAUUUAUUGUGAGCUUAGCUCCUUGUUGCACAAAUAAAGUGAAUGUGGCCACUCCCAUGAGUUGUAUGCAUGAAAUACUCCUAGACCUUGGAGGACUCUUCGGGGAAAGUGGGAAGAAGCAGUUGGCUGCGGAGUUCAGCUACCUCUGUCAAGUGAAAAGCAGCUAUAAGCAAAGAACUGAAGUCUGCAAAUCUUGCAGUCAGCUAGCAGAGCACCAGGGAUGCUGUUUGCUACCUCAGAGUCUUGAAUGUGGAGAGAAGCUGGCAGUAAAACCCACCAGCUGCCCAGAACCAUACACCUCCCUCAUCAAACGUCUUUAAACCUUUAUGCACAACAGACAUGGAAUAAACAGACUGUGCCAUGCUACUUGGAA
This is a messenger RNA of Podarcis lilfordi (Lilford's wall lizard), 20281 nucleotides long. The record is from the annotation of a GenBank genome assembly. NCBI's taxonomy places the organism in Eukaryota, Metazoa, Chordata, Lepidosauria, Squamata, Lacertidae.